Messenger RNA from Carcharodon carcharias (great white shark), 970 nucleotides. RefSeq names its product NADH:ubiquinone oxidoreductase core subunit S3 (gene ndufs3). Lineage: Eukaryota; Metazoa; Chordata; Chondrichthyes; Lamniformes; Lamnidae. The transcript is spliced from 7 exons. Bases 56 to 841 code for a protein of 261 amino acids. The record is from RefSeq and is a predicted model, not a curated record. Gene Ontology annotation, molecular function: NADH dehydrogenase (ubiquinone) activity.
UCCGGGGGACGGGAUUGGCGAGCGCACCGCCGACACUGUUUCCUGUUCCGUUACCAUGGCGGCCAGACUCAUGAGUCUGGCUCGAGCCGGAUUCCAGAGAACUUUCCGGAACCUGGCUCCUGGCCGCAGUGUUUUAGCAUCACACACUAGGUUUGAGGGAUCUUCUUCUGAGACUCGACCUACCGUCCGACCAAGGAAUGAACUGCAGCACAACCAACUCUCUGCAUUUGGUGAAUAUGUUGCUGAAAUUCUUCCCAAAUACAUCCAACAGGUGCAGGUGACAUGUUUCAAUGAGUUGGAGAUUUUUAUCCAUCCAGAUGGCAUAAUACCAGUGCUGACAUUCCUGCGGGACCACACCAAUGCCCAGUUCAAAUCUCUUGCGGAUGAGACUGCAGUGGAUAUCCCUUCUCGUUCAUUUAGAUUUGAGAUUGUGUAUAACCUGCUUUCACUGCAGUUUAACUCUCGUAUCCGUGUGAAGACUUACACUGAUGAGUUGACACCACUGGAUUCCUUGGUAUCUGUAUUUCAGGCUGCAAACUGGUAUGAGAGAGAGAUUUGGGAUAUGUUUGGUGUAUUCUUUGCUGACCAUCCAGAUCUAAGACGAAUCCUCACAGACUAUGGAUUUGAAGGUCAUCCUUUUCGCAAAGACUUCCCACUCUCUGGCUAUGUAGAGGUACGUUAUGAUGAUGAGGUAAAACGUGUUGUAGCUGAACCUGUUGAACUUGCCCAGGAAUUCCGCAAAUUUGACCUCAACAGUCCAUGGGAAGCUUUCCCAGCGCAUCGUGAGCCAACUGAACUGCCCAAACUUGAGGCAGGAGAGAAAAAAGCUGAGACUAAAUGAAGAGACAGCUGAGUCCUUUGGGAAGAUCUUGACUAAUGUCAAUUUUAAUGCGGACCUAAAAUAGCUGUUUUCUGUACAACCUAAUGGUUUGUGUGAAGCUUAUGUAAAUAAAUUACUCUUAUAAGGUUA